AUGCAGCUUCCUCGAAUAGUGUCACAGAUCCAUGAUCUUAAAGCAAUCUACAAUUACGAUGCUGCCCAAGACGUGGAGCUCUCCUUGCAAGUUGGUGACACUGUUCACAUUUUGGAGAUGUAUGAAGGCUGGUACCGAGGGUACACACUCCGGAAUAAGUCUAAGAAGGGCAUUUUCCCAGAAACAUACAUCCAUUUAAAAGAGGCGAUCGUGAAGGACCGGGGACAAAAUGAAACCGUGAUUCCAAGUGAAUUACCCCUUGGACAAGAGCUCACUUCUACCCUGAGGGAGUGGGCAGUUAUCUGGCACAAGUUAUAUGUGGAUAACAAGACAACCCAGUUUCGGCAUGUCCAACAAAUGACAUACAGCCUGAUUGAGUGGAGGUCACAGAUACUCUCUGGGACCCUUCCCAAGGAUGAGCUGGCUGAGCUCAAGAAGAAAGUCACUGCAAAGAUUGACUAUGGCAACAGGAUCCUAGGUUUGGACCUGGUGGUACGAGAUGACAAUGGGAACAUCUUGGACCCAGAUGAAACCAGCACAAUUUCUCUCUUCAAGUCUCACGAAACUGCAUCCAAAAGGAUUGAGGAAAGGAUCCAGGAAGAGAAGUCCCUGCAACAGAAUUUGGACCUCCGAGGGCAGCCAAUAUUCAACACAACACAUACAUACAGCCUGUAUGUAAACUUCAAGAACUUUGUCUGCAAUAUUGGAGAAGAUGCAGAGCUGUUAAUGAGCCUCUAUGAUCCUGAUCUCUCCAAAUUCAUCAGUGAAAAUUAUCUGGUUCGUUGGGGCAGCAAUGGGAUGCCUAAAGAAAUUGAGAAGCUAAAUAACCUUCAAGCUGUCUUUACUGAUUUGAGCAGUUCUGACUUGAUCAGGCCGAGGGUCAGCUUGGUGUGUCAGAUUGUGAGGGUGGGGCACAUGGAGCUGAAGGAUGGGAAGAAACAUACCUGUGGACUCCGGAGGCCCUUCGGUGUGGCAGUGAUGGACAUAACUGAUAUCAUUCAUGGAAAGGUGGACGAUGAGGAAAAGCAGCAUUUUAUUCCAUUCCAGCAGAUUGCCAUGGAGACGUAUAUCAGACAACGACAGCUAAUCAUGUCCCCACUGAUCACUUCCCAUGUGAUUGGAGAGAACGAGCCCCUCACUGCUGUCUUCAACAAAGUCAUUGCUGCAAAGGAAGUGAAUCAUAAAGGGCAAGGUCUUUGGGUCUCUCUGAAGCUGCUUCCUGGUGAUCUAGCACAGGUUCAAAAGGAUUUUUCCCACCUUGUAGACAGAUCAACUGCUGUGGCUCGCAAAAUGGGAUUCCCUGAGAUCAUCCUUCCUGGGGAUGUUCGAAACGAUAUCUAUGUCACCCUGAUACAAGGAGAGUUUGACAAAGGGAAGAAGAAGACUCCUAAGAACGUGGAAGUCACCAUGUCUGUGCAUGAUGAGGAUGGAAAUCUCCAAGAGAAAGCUAUCCAUCCUGGUGCUGGCUAUGAAGGUGUCUCUGAAUACAAGUCUGUUGUUUAUUAUCAAGUCAAGCAGCCUUGCUGGUAUGAAACCGUAAAGGUGUCCAUUGCCAUAGAAGAAGUCAGUCGUUGCCAUUUGAGGUUCACUUUCCGUCAUCGGUCGUCACAGGAGUCCAGGGAUAAGUCUGAGAGAGCUUUUGGCAUGGGCUUUGUGAAGUUGAUGAAUGCAGAUGGAACAACACUGCAAGAUGGCAAACACAAUUUGAUUGUGUAUAAGGGUGAUAACAAGAAAAUGGAAGAUGCCAAAUGCUAUUUAACCCUUCCUUGUACCAAAACGGAGAUGGAGGAGAAGGAAACCCCCUCAGGGAAGAAUCUCCACCAUCUAGCCAACUUCACACCCACUAAAGACAGCACAAAAGACAGCUUCCAGAUUGCCACUCUGAUCUGCUCCACCAAACUCACCCAGAACGUUGACCUGCUGGGUUUGUUGAACUGGCGUUCCAACUCUCAGAACAUAGCUCACAACCUGAGGAAGCUCAUGGAGGUGGAAGGAGGAGAAAUUGUAAAGUUUUUGCAAGACACCCUUGAUGCACUUUUCAACAUAAUGAUGGAGAUGUCAGAAAAUGAAACCUACGACUUCCUUGUGUUUGAUGCACUGGUAUUUAUUAUUUCUUUGAUUGGAGACAUCAAGUUCCAGCAUUUCAACCCUGUACUUGAAACUUAUAUUUACAAGCACUUCAGUGCAACCCUGGCAUAUGUGAAACUCACCAAAGUACUGAACUGUUAUGUGGGAAACGCUGAUGACUCCAGCAAGACAGAAUUGCUGUUUGCUGCCCUGAAAGCCUUGAAGUACCUCUUCAGAUUCAUUGUUCAGUCACGAAUAUUGUACCUGAGGUUUUAUGGGAAGAGCGAAGACGGGGAUGAGUUUAACGAUGCCAUCCGCAGGCUGUUCCUCUCCUUCAACGUCCUCAUGGACAGGCCUCUAGAGGAGGCUGUCAAGAUUAAGGGUGCAGCCUUAAAGUAUUUGCCAAGCAUCAUAAAUGAUGUCAAGCUAGUAUUUGACCCUGUUGAGCUCAG
Merops nubicus (carmine bee-eater) is the source of this 2519-nucleotide messenger RNA. RefSeq names its product dedicator of cytokinesis protein 5-like. The record is from RefSeq and is a predicted model, not a curated record. Gene Ontology annotation, cellular component: cytoplasm; plasma membrane. Gene Ontology annotation, biological process: small GTPase-mediated signal transduction; cell migration. Gene Ontology annotation, molecular function: small GTPase binding; guanyl-nucleotide exchange factor activity. NCBI's taxonomy places the organism in Eukaryota, Metazoa, Chordata, Aves, Coraciiformes, Meropidae. The transcript has 24 exons. The annotation marks the transcript as partial.